This is a messenger RNA of Thamnophis elegans (Western terrestrial garter snake), 2784 nucleotides long. It is a transcript of the gene TGOLN2, whose product is annotated as trans-golgi network protein 2. NCBI's taxonomy places the organism in Eukaryota, Metazoa, Chordata, Lepidosauria, Squamata, Natricidae. The coding region runs from base 89 to 1654 and encodes 521 amino acids. The record is from RefSeq and is a predicted model, not a curated record. The transcript is spliced from 4 exons. Gene Ontology annotation, cellular component: trans-Golgi network transport vesicle; trans-Golgi network; endosome.
CCGGAAAUGGGCGCUGCGAGAGCCGUGGAAAGCGGAUUUCCUUUUCCGCUGGCAACUGGGCGGAAGUAGAAAGCGAUCCUGAGGCGGCAUGGCGGCGUGUUGGUCCUGGUGUCUCCUCCUGUGUUCGCUGGCUGCCUGGGGCAGCGCGGCGCCGUUAGGCGCGGGAAAGAGCACUGAGACGAAUGCUCAAGAGUUGUCCAGUGAUCACCUACCCUUAACGGAGUUGAGUCAAGGUGCUUCAGAGCCAGACAAAGAUUCUGUAGAAACUGAACCACAUCAAGUUAUACAAAGUAAUGUAAAAAAUAGCCAGCAAGAGCCACCCCAGCAAGGUUCUGAUAAAGCGAUGGAAACAGCGAAAUCAUCCAUUGAUCACAAAGAUUCCCAGCCAGGUGCUAUUGGAUCCAACAAACCUCAGGAAGACAUAGGUAAAUCUCAAGGAGAUCAGACAGGCACUUCUGGUACAUCUUCUCUUCUAAAGUCAAAUAUUAAGGCAUCAGAACAGAGGGAAGACCCAUCAAUUAAGAACCAUAACGCUGGUGUUUCUGCUCAAGACGCUUCUCCAAAAUCAGGUCUUGUUCAGCCUAAAAAAAUUGAGAAAGGGAUAGUUCAUUCAGAAGACAUUAAUGCACUUGUUAAGGAACCAAAACAAUCACAGGACCCAUCAGUAAAAGACCAGAAUCCCCAGUCUGCUCAACAGCCUGGUCCUGCAAAGGUAGAUGCUGCUAAAAACACCAAAGGUAUGGCAGACAUAGAUAAACCUAAAGAAGCUCAGACAGAAACAUCUGGUGCAUCUCUUCCAGAGUUAAAAACUAAGGAGUCAAAGCAGGGAGAGGACCCAUCAGUUAAAGGCCCGAACACUCAGCCUGGUGAUUCUGCUCAAGAGCCUUCAAAAUUAAAUCCUGUUCAAACCGGAAACACUCAGAAAGAGAAAGAUCACACAGAAGAAUCUAAGACAGGUGUUUCUCAGCCAGGUGUAAAUGUUAAGGAAUCAGAACAAUCUCCAGGCUUACAAAAAAAAGACCAGAAUCCCCAGUCAGUUUCAUCUCUUCAAGAACCUGCUUCUGGGAAGAUAAAUUCUCCUGAAGCCACCAACGUUCAGAAAGACGUAGCUGAUGAAGCUUCUAUUCCAGAGUCAAAACCGAAGGAACCAAAUCAGGGAGAGGAGCCAUUAAUUAAAGACCCGAAUGCUCAAGGCUCUUCGAAAUCAAAACCUGCUGAUGCCAAAGAUGCAGAAUCUAAGACAGAGAUUUCUGAUCAAGAUGUUUCUGAACAAGAGACAAAUGAUGAGGAGUCAAAACAAGUGGAAGACCAGGAUCUUCCAUUGGAUCAACAUCCUCAAAAAUUAAAUCCUGUGGAAUCCAAAAAAAACGAGGAAGAGGUAGUUGACCUUGGAGAUGAACAAGAAAAAGGGUUGGGUGAUGAACAGAAAAAGAGUGCAAAGCAUGAGGAAGAGUCAGAGGGGGCACCCAGGAAUGGAUCUGAAAAUAGCCACUUCUUUGCCUACUUGGUGACCACAGCUAUUAUUGUUGCUGCCCUAUACAUUGCCUAUCAUAAUAAACGGAAAAUUAUUGCUUUUGCUCUAGAAGGAAAAAAAUCAAAGAUAACCCGAAGGCCCAAAUCUAGCGACUAUCAGCGACUGGAUCAAAAGAUCUAAACCCAAACCUUUCUACACGCUCUUGUGUUGCAUGAGGACUCGUUUUGAAAACGGCACAUAGAAAAAAGGACCAUGUCCAGCCUUUUGUCAGUACAGCCUCAGAGCCUGUUGGCUGUGUUAUUGUGCCCAACCGGGGUGGGGUGGGGUGUUGGGGGUGGGCGCAAAAUUGCUUUUAAUUGUGCACAUGCACUUUCUCCAUUGCCAUGCCUCGUUCCCUCUUUCAAAGCCCUGGACUGUUAAUUCCCUUUUCAGUGACUUUCCUGCAUUUUUCCUGUUUUUCUCCUGCGCUGUGAAGAAGAACCAAUCACUAGAGAGUGGCUCUGUGAUUUUCCUCUAAAUGAUGCGGUACUUACUAUCUGUGAAAUUGAUCGUAAGGAAUGUUAAACGGGGAGGCUGACUUUGUCCCCUCGAUUCUGGAUGUUAGAAUCAUAGUCAAUUUCGUGAGCUUGGAGCAGAGUUUAUGAAGAUUGAUUCUUGUCCCUAAAGUGUCCUCUUCCACUGAGGCAUGCAUUGCCUGAUGCACUGGUUGAACAUUUCCUGUCUUAGACGGCAAUAUUGAGAAGUGAAUAUCCUGUACUUCCUAUCUUAAGUGUCAAUGAUCUGUGAAAUACCAGAGUUUUAAUGCUUGACUUAAUAUGGCCCAAGUCUUGGUUGAUCACUUAGUCAGUCGUUCCUUUUCUGAUGCUAGACUGCAGGUAAAUGUUUGAAGAAAUGUUGACAAUCUGAGGACCCAGAUUGUUGUUGGGGGCAAUAUGCUGACUCUGUAAACCGCUUAGAGAGGGCUGAAAGCCCUAUGAAGCGGUAUAUAAGUCUAACUGCUAUUGCUAUUGUGACCCCACCAUGCUCUGAAUGCUUAAUUCAAGCAUUCUCCAUGAAUUAAGAUCUUUCCGAUCCUUACCGCCACAUUCCCAUGAUCAAUCUCAGAAGGACAACAAUCAGUCUGGGGCCGUUAUAAUCCAUUGCAAAUUGCACAAACUACCCAAUGGCAAAUAGGAUCUAUUCAGAAUCAAAGUCUACCGUUCUGGCAGACACUCAUUUUUCAAUCCAAGAAAGGAACUGCUUGUGUAAAUCUUCCACUGGCCCUUUCCACCCAUAGCCAGAGUAUUGCAUUCUAUGUGAAGGGCACAAAA